AUGGAGGACGACACGGACCAGAGGGACAUCGGGCUGAAGUGCCGCAUUCUGUCGGACAAGAUCCCAUCGAACCAGGCCAAUCAGGGCAGCUCGGGCAUGUCGCUCAAGGGCCUCUACCUGGGCGUCGUGCUCACGACCGGCAACCUCCUGCGAGUGCUGUUCCGCGACUCGUCCAAGCGGGUCAUCUACGAGGAGGUUGCUGAUACCAGCCUGAUGCGAGACCUGGUGGAUGGCAUUUACAUUGUGCGUAUGCAGGGGAAUCUGCGGGUGGAGUUCGAGCUGUACUACCAGCUGCUGAGCAUACUGAGGAGCCCCGAGUUGCUUCUGCAGGUCACGAAGCACGCCGGG
Messenger RNA from Prorocentrum cordatum, 348 nucleotides. Lineage: Eukaryota; Dinophyceae; Prorocentrales; Prorocentraceae. The record is from the annotation of a GenBank genome assembly.